CCCGCUUUGCCUCGCGACACUCCCCUCAUGUCCGGUUCUGGUCCCAGCCCCAGUCAUUCAGGCGACCUCAGGACCGGUACGCCUACGGUCAUCGAGCGCGACGACGGCAGCGACUACAGCCACAACCCGGACAACGAGGAGAUACAUCAUGAACAGUACCCGGAACCCAACAAGGACGGCCAGUAUGAUCCGUUUCUGGUCCGUUUCGAAGAAGGCGAUCCCGAGAACCCCAAGAACUGGUCGUUUGCACGAAAUACAUACUUGACAAUCGCUGCCGGGGGCUUGGUUUUAAACGCGACGUUUGCGAGCUCCGCUCCGUCUGGAAUCGUACCGCAGCUAAUAGAGGAAUUUGGGUUCGGAGAAGAGGUCGCCACCCUUACUAUCUCACUCUUCGUUGCCGGAUACUGCAUAGGGCCCUUACUAUGGGGUCCGCUCUCUGAGCAAAUCGGCCGUAAACCGGUAUUCCUUGGGACAUUCAUCGUUUAUUUUGCCUUUCAGAUUGGAUGCGCCUUGGCUCAGACCACGGCGCAAAUCAUCAUAUUUCGUUUCCUUGGCGGCAUGUUUGCUGCAGCUCCACUCGCUAACAGCGGGGCUGUACUGGCAGAUAUAUGGGACAACAGGACGCGGGGUACGGCUAUGGCGAUCUUCACACUAGCUCCCUUUGCCGGUCCUGCAGUGGGACCUAUAGUCGGAGGCUACAUUGCCGUAUCCGGGACGUCAUGGCGUUGGGUGUUUUGGGUGCUGGCUAUAUACGCUGGAGUCACCACCAUCCAGAUUAUACUCACGAUUCCAGAGACAUACGCGCCCAUCAUCUUGGUUGGAAAAGCUAAGAGAAAGCGGAUACAGACGGGUGAUGAUCGGUACUAUGCUCCGAUGGAGAAGACGAAAGUGCCGCUCAAACGCCGUGCGGAGGAAGUGCUUGGCCGACCGUUCAAAGUCCUGUUCCGAGAACCCAUGUUGAUCGCCAUCACGCUGUACAUUUCCUUUAUUUACGGUUGUAUAUACCUCCUCUUCGAGGCAUAUCCCAUUGUCUUCACGCAAGGACAUCAUUUCAACGCUGGUGCAUCAGGACUGAUGUUCUUGCCCCUUCCGCUGGGUGGUGCUACCGCUGUCGUGAUGUAUAUCCUGUAUUGGAUGCCUAAAUACAACAAACAGGUCGACAAGUAUCAUCCGCAUCCUGUACCCCCAGAAGUUCGUCUUCACAUGGCGGUUGUGGGCGCCCCGGCGUUCGCAGUCGCUUUCUUUUGGUUCGGUUGGACCUCGUUUUCCAGCGUAAACUACUGGGCACCUAUGAUGUCUGGUCUCGUGCUGGGAUUUGGUAUCCAAUGGCUUUUCUUGCCGCUGUUCAAUUAUAUGGUGGACGCUUAUCUGUUCGUGGCCGCUUCCGCUUUAUCCGCGAAUACGGUUGUACGUAGUCUGUUCGGUGCAGGUUUCCCGCUAUUUGCGCGACAGAUGUACGUCACGCUGAACCCAAGAUGGGCGUCAACGCUGCUGGGAUGCAUCGCUGUUCUCCUCAUACCUAUCCCCUUCUUGCUAAUCAAGUUCGGCCCGAAGCUGCGCGAGAAAUCCAAAUAUGCGCCGACACAUCCUCCACGCCCGCCUGCGGAAAAGCAGAAGGAAUCCGCAUGAUUUGUCACCGAUGCACGCAACAGACCAAAGAUAUUCUACACGAAGGUACUGGCUGCAUCUAUCGUAAAUGUUUUGGGAACCGCGUAUAUACAACCAUAGCGCUAGUCAAUAAUUUUGUGUCACAGCCACCCGGAUGUUAUCUAAUCUCCACACUCUGCGAUCUCGCC
Punctularia strigosozonata HHB-11173 SS5 is the source of this 1796-nucleotide messenger RNA. RefSeq names its product MFS general substrate transporter. Bases 28 to 1629 code for a protein of 533 amino acids. Gene Ontology annotation, molecular function: transmembrane transporter activity. Lineage: Eukaryota; Fungi; Basidiomycota; Agaricomycetes; Corticiales; Punctulariaceae. The record is from RefSeq and is a predicted model, not a curated record. The transcript has 19 exons. Gene Ontology annotation, biological process: transmembrane transport.